GAAAAGAGAGUGCUUCUAGGCAGGGGCUGAGUUGGGGAGUAGCUGUGAUUUCAGGGCACCUCUGUCAGGGAGCUUGCAGUGAUUUAAGAACUUCAGGUUUCCUGGGUGACUGAUUUCAACAGGCUGUGGAUGAAUAAUACCGGGUGCAGUCCUACCCAAAGGCUGCGGGCCUGGGGGGGCCUCACUGGGGGAGCCAUGCUCGUGACACUCUGGCUCCUGUGGCUUCUGGGAUCAGCUCCUAGGGGAACCCCAGCACCCCAGCCCACAAUCACCAUCCUUAUCUGGCACUGGCCCUUCACUGACCAGCCCCCAGAGCUGGCUGCUGACACCUGCACCCGCUAUGGUGUGGCCCACUGCCGUCUGAGCACUAACCAAAGUCUGCUGGCCAGUGCUGAUGCUGUGGUCUUCCACCACCGUGAGCUGGAGACCCGGCAGUCCUGCCUGCCCCUGGACCAGCGGCCACAUGGGCAGCCCUGGGUCUGGGCCUCUAUGGAGUCACCCAGCAACACCCAUGGACUCAGCCGCCUUCGAGGCAUCUUCAACUGGGUGCUGAGCUACCGGCGUGACUCAGACAUCUUUGUGCCCUAUGGCCGUCUGGAGCCUCACUCAGGGCCCACGCCUCCACUGCCUGCCAAGAGCAGGAUGGCUGUCUGGGUGGUCAGCAAUUUCCAGGAGCGGCAGAAGCGUGCAAGGGUGUACCAGCAGCUGGCACCUCACCUGCAGGUGGAUGUGUUCGGACGUGCCAACCAGAGGCCACUGUGCGCCAACUGUCUGCUACCCACUAUAGCCCGGUACCGUUUUUACCUGGCCUUCGAGAACUCACAGCACCGAGACUAUAUCACUGAGAAGUUCUGGCGCAAUGCACUGGCAGCUGGGGCUGUGCCCAUAGUGCUGGGACCCCCACGGGCUACCUACGAGGCCUUUGCACCUCCUGAUGCCUUUGUGCACGUGGAUGACUUCAGUUCAGCCCGCGAGCUGGCCGCGUUCCUUGCUGGCAUGAACGAGAGCCGCUAUCGUCGCUUUUUUGCCUGGCGUGACAGGCUCCGUGUGAAGCUGCUUGGUGACUGGCGGGAGCGAUUCUGCACCAUCUGUGCCCACUUCCCCUACCUGCCCCGAAGCCAGGUCUAUGAAGACCUUGAAGGCUGGUUCCGGGCUUGAGCCUCCCUCUGUUGUGUGAAGCUGUGUGGGUGGAAG
Castor canadensis (American beaver) is the source of this 1194-nucleotide messenger RNA. RefSeq names its product fucosyltransferase 7 (gene Fut7). Gene Ontology annotation, molecular function: alpha-(1->3)-fucosyltransferase activity. The record is from RefSeq and is a predicted model, not a curated record. Gene Ontology annotation, cellular component: membrane. NCBI's taxonomy places the organism in Eukaryota, Metazoa, Chordata, Mammalia, Rodentia, Castoridae.